This is a messenger RNA of Hypoxylon trugodes, 1275 nucleotides long. RefSeq lists its product as uncharacterized. The transcript has a single exon. Gene Ontology annotation, biological process: peptidyl-lysine dimethylation. Bases 206 to 985 code for a protein of 259 amino acids. The record is from RefSeq and is a predicted model, not a curated record. Lineage: Eukaryota; Fungi; Ascomycota; Sordariomycetes; Xylariales; Hypoxylaceae. Gene Ontology annotation, molecular function: protein-lysine N-methyltransferase activity.
ACUCUCCAUAUCUUUUACUGUAUGGAAUAUAUUCUCCUUGUUGAUUGGCUACUAGAGUCACACCCAUGAAGAAAAUUCAAAGAAAAGCAAUCAAGUACCUACAGCUGUACCUCGAACAUUGAAGCUGAGACAACUCGAUGAGUCAAAGAAAAAUAAAAGAAGCCCCUGAUCGCCCAAGAAUUUCAUACUAGCAAAACCCAACACCAUGGAACCAGAUACUGCGGGAUUCUUUGAGGAACCCAAUGAUUAUUAUCCUCCUUCGCCGCCACCGACGUCACAAGUCUACACGCUGCAAUCAGGCCAAACAAUCACGCUUCACCUAGUAGGCCACAGCCCGUUGGAGGCCCAUCAUCUAUGGAAUGGUAGCCGUAUUAUCUCAAAGUAUUUUGAGACGCAUGAGUCCGAAGUCCGAGGACGCACAGUAUUCGAGCUCGGAGCCGGUGCGGGGCUUCCCAGCAUCGUAUGUGCCAUCCUAGGAGCCCAGAAGGUUGUAGUGACGGACUUUCCCGAUCCAGAUCUCGUUGUCAAUAUGAAGAAAAAUAUUCUUGGCUGCGAACUCAUUCCGACAUCAGACGACAAUCUCGAGAACUCUCCAAUAGUCGCGGAUGGCUACGUCUGGGGGGCCGAUCCUACUCACUUACUUGCGCAUCUUACAUCCGUCGGGAGAGAUAAAUUCGAUGUGCUUAUCCUGGCCGAUCUAUUGUUUAGACACUCCGAACAUGGCAAUAUGAUUUCCUCAAUUGAAGCCACAAUGAGCCGAAAGAAAACCAGCAUCGCCUUCGUCUGCUUUACAAGUUACCGCCCAUGGCUACAACACAAGGAUCUCGCGUUUUUCGAUAUCGCGCGAGAAAGAGGUUUCCUAGUCGAGAAAGUCCUAGAAGAGAAGAUGGACAAGGCUAUGUUUGAAAACGACCCAGGCGAUGAGGAGGUUCGAAAGACGGUCACAGGCUUCACGUUGCGUUGGCCGGAGGAAAAGUGCACAUAAGUCGCAUCGCAGGCGAAGCCAUUUUAUUACUAUUUUCUUCGUCAAGACCCCCAUGAAUCUCCCCAGACCAUAUCAAAUGACCAAAGAUGUAAGCGGUGUCUACAUACAGGUAUGACAUAGCACUUGUGUCGAUUCCCGCCCUGCUUUACUCGUCAAUCCCCCACGUUUCGUACCUACAAAUGAUCGCGAAAGUCUUUAAAAUGACGCCAGCCCCAUCGCAUAUUCUUUACUAUCGCGCGGCCCCCAACAACGUAAAGAGGAUUUAACACUGUUGAUCCUGCCGCGCUGAG